AUGUGGGUGAGAGCCCGCGCCCGCCCUGUGGUGCGCGGCUGCGGCUUGAGGCCGGCAAAGGGCGCGUUCAUCUUCAUCAUUUUCAUCAUCACCAUCAUCAUCCUCUGCUGUUCUUCCAAUGUCAUCCGCCAAAGAGCUCCGGGAGAGACUCAGCUCAUCCCCACCGCGGAAUUCGGCAGUAAAAAUGCAGAAAUUGGAGGGCAGUCCCAGGAGGUGCAGGCCGAGAAUGUCACUGUCCUGGAGGGCGGCACAGCGGAGAUCACGUGUCACUGGCAGUCCCAGGAGGUGCAGGCCGAGAAUGUCACUGUCCUGGAGGGCGGCACAGCGGAGAUCACGUGUCACUGGCAGUCCCAGGAGGUCCAAGCCGAGAACGUGACCGUGCUCGAGGGCGGCACCGCAGAGAUCACGUGUCACUGGCGGCCGCAGAGAUCACGUGUCACUGUGUGUGUCACGUGUGUCACUGUGUGUGUCACAUGUGUCACACGUGUCCCCUGUGUGUCCCCAGGGCAGUCCCAGGAGGUGCAGGCCGAGAACGUGACCGUGCUCGAGGGCGGCACCGCAGAGAUCACGUGUCACCUGCACAGGUACGACGGCUCCAUCGUGGUGAUCCAGAACCCGGCCCGGCAGACGCUGUUCUUCAACGGCACCCGCGCCCUGAAGGACGAGCGCUUCGAGCUGGCCGAGUUCAGCCGGCGCCGGCUGCGGCUGCGCCUGGCGCGCGCCCGCCUGGAGGACGAGGGCGGCUACUUCUGCCAGCUGUACGCCGACGACACGCACCACCAGAUCGCCACGCUCACCGUGCUGGUGCCCCCCGAGCCCCCGCUGGUCGAGGCGGCGGCGCUGGCGGUGGAGGGGGAGGAGCUGGAGCUCACCUGCCUGGUGCCCCGGGCACGGCCCCCGGCCACGCUGCGCUGGUUCCGCGACCGCCGCGAGCUGCCAGGGCGCAGCAGCCUGCGGCAGGAGGGGAAGGUGUUCUGGCAGCGCUCGGUGCUGCGCCUGCGGCCGGAGCGCCGCGACCACGGCGCCAUCGUCACCUGCGAGGCCACGAACCCCGCCCUGGGGCGGGGCCAGCGCCGCCUCACCCAGUACCAGCUGGACGUGCAGUACCCCCCCUCGGCGCGGAUCCUGCCCUCGCAGAGCGUGCUGCGCCAGGGCGACACGCUGGUGCUCACCUGCGCCGCCAACGGCAACCCGCGCCCCACGGAGGUGUCGUGGAGCCGCGGGAACGAGUCGCUGCCGGCGCGGGCGCGCGCCGAGGGCGAGCGGCUGACGCUGCCGGCGCUGGCGCCGCAGGACAACGGCACCUACACCUGCCAGGUGGGCAACGCCCACGGCCGCGCCCACGACACCUACGUGCUGGUGGUGUACGGCUCGUACCUGACGCACGAGGCUCGUACCUGA
This is a messenger RNA of Passer montanus (Eurasian tree sparrow), 1401 nucleotides long. RefSeq names its product cell adhesion molecule 4-like. Bases 1 to 1401 code for a protein of 466 amino acids. Gene Ontology annotation, cellular component: cell-cell contact zone. Gene Ontology annotation, biological process: negative regulation of peptidyl-tyrosine phosphorylation; regulation of wound healing; regulation of Rac protein signal transduction. Gene Ontology annotation, molecular function: vascular endothelial growth factor receptor 2 binding. The transcript is spliced from 13 exons. Lineage: Eukaryota; Metazoa; Chordata; Aves; Passeriformes; Passeridae. The record is from RefSeq and is a predicted model, not a curated record.